GUCCGGUCCUGCGGCCAUGCCCGAGUGCCCGGAGCUGCACCUGGCCGGGCGCUACAUCAACGAGGCGUGCGGCGCGCUGGUGUUCUCGGGCGGCGUGGAGCGCUCGGCGGUGGGCAGGGGCCCGGAGGUGCCGUUCAGCAGCGAGGCUUACCGCAUCUCUGCCACCGCCCGGGGCAAGGAGCUGCGCCUGACGCUGACCCCGCUGGGCUCCGCCGGUGCCCCCCAGGAGCUGGUUUUCCGCUUCGGCAUGUCGGGCUCGUUCCGGCUGUGCCCCGCCGCCCAGCUCCCGCGCCAUGCUCACCUCCGGUUCCGCACCCGCGACAGCCCCCCGCGCGUCCUCUGCUUCAUCGAUGCCCGCCGCUUCGGGUCGUGGCGUCUGGGGGACGCCUGGCAGGAGGGCCGCGGGCCCUGCGUCCUCUCCGAGUACCAGGCCUUCAGGGAGAACGUGCUGAAGAACCUGGAGGACAAAGCUUUUGACAAGCCCAUCUGUGAGGCCCUCUUAAACCAGAAGUUUUUCAAUGGAAUUGGGAAUUAUCUCCGUGCUGAGAUCCUGUACAGGUUGAAGAUCCCUCCCUUUGAAAAGGCUCGGACGGUUCUGGAGGCCCUGAAGGAGCAGGAGCAGGAGAGGAGGAGGAAGAAUCCCCCCCUGACACUGAGCAAGAAGCUGAAGCUGAUGCGGGAGAACCCGGAUCUCCUGGAGCUGUGUCACAGCGUGCCCAUGGAGGUCAUCGCGACGGAGAAACACCUCUCUGACCCGGAUCACUCGGAUAACUACGCUGCAUUCAAGAGCUGGCUGCAGUGUUACCUGGUGCCCGGCAUGAGCUCCCUGCGCGACCGCAACGGCAGAACCAUCUGGUUCCAGGGAGAGCCUGGCCCCAUGGCUCCCAAAGGGCAGGCGCCCCGCAAGAAGCACGCUCAGGUGGAGUCAGACCCCGAGGCUGUGACCCCCAAGGUCCCCCCCCGUGCCUCACGACGGCGCCGCAGGGCCGCAGUGAACCCCCCGGUGCCAGCCGAGGAGGCCGGGGCUGGGCCGGGGAAGGGACGCGCUCGCAGGAGGAGGAGCGCGGCCACUGCCGGGGCCCUGCCCGAGCCCGAGGUCAAGGCUGGAAGGCGGCUCCGGAGCCCAGCGCGCAGGGGCAGAGGCACAGCCCCUGCAGUGUGAGUGCUGCCCCGUCCCC
Molecule: messenger RNA, 1178 nt
Organism: Neopsephotus bourkii (Bourke's parrot)
Lineage: Eukaryota; Metazoa; Chordata; Aves; Psittaciformes; Psittacidae
Gene: NEIL1
Product: nei like DNA glycosylase 1
Exons: 9
Coding region: 17-1162 (381 amino acids)
Biological process (GO): base-excision repair
Cellular component (GO): nucleus
Molecular function (GO): DNA N-glycosylase activity; DNA-(apurinic or apyrimidinic site) endonuclease activity; nucleic acid binding
Source: RefSeq, a predicted model, not a curated record